AUGGAGACAAGACCAGUAAAAUUAGUUCUUUUUGGUGAUCAAGCUGUCGAGAAAUUGACAUCCAUUCAAUCCUUGGUUCGCUUUUCAAAAACCUCUCCUUAUGCACGACGGUUUUUGCAAGAAGCCAACGAUCUUGUGCAGUUACUCCUCUAUCAAUUGAGUGAGGAAGAUCGUGCAUGGAAGUAUGAAGUUGGCACGUUACUUAGCAUGGCAGAGGAUAACACAGCAUCAACCGAGCCUAAUGCAGUUAUUGCCACUGUUCUCAUGUGCAUUGGGAGAUUGGGGGAUUUGAUAGUCCAUGCCGAAGAAGAUGCGUCAAUUCUUGGAUCUCAUGAUAAUCAAGUGCAGGUUCUUGCGUUCUGCACUGGACUCCUUCCUGCUGCAGCACUGAUUGCAGCGUGCGAUACUAACGAUCUCUUCGAACUCGGUAAAGAGAUAAUCUCCAUCACAUUUAGAAUGAGUCUAGCGAUCCAACAGCGCUUGACAAUAAUUGAAGAUUCGAACGCGAGCUGGGCAACCACCUUGGUGUGCAAGACUCCUGAGAGAGUGCAACAUAUUUUAGAUGAUUUUCAUCACUCAAAGAACACUCCUUACGCGAAGCGCAUAGCAGUUUCCGUGAUCUCAACUGAUUGGUUAACGAUCAGUGGAGCUCCGUCCUCUCUACGAGACCUAAUGGAGUACUCUACAGAGUUGAAAAACUGCCCAAAAAUCGAAACAGACACAAAGGCUGCACACACACCAUAUCUUCCACCUCUUGACAUGAACUCCAUCCUUGGUGACUCUCCACUUCUUGAUAAACCCAUUACCUCGAAGGCUAGAAUUCUGUCACCCUCAUCAUGUAGACCAUAUACUGAAAAGAACUUACGCUCACUGCUAUCCGAAAUGAUAGUCGACAUCGUAUCAAGGACAUUGCGGAUCGACGAAACUAUCAAUUCCUGUAUUUCAGCAUUCAAAAAUAGAUCUAUAUCUCUCACUGUGGCAGGCCCUACAGCACACCUACCAGCUGUUGAACGGAUGUUGAAGUCGCAAAAUAUCGUGUACGAGUUCAAUCGGCAUCGAAAUUUAGUAGACAUCUCAUCAUCCCGCAGUGGUUCAGGUCUAGUUGCCGUAGUAGGUAUGGCAGCAAGACUUCCUGGAAGCGAAGACGUAGACACAUUUUUUGAGAACUUGAUGGAAGGUAAAAUAGAACUUCAAAAGAUUCCACAAAGCAGAUUUGAAAUUGAUCGAUAUUAUGAUAGUGAUGGAAAAAGUAAGAAUAGCACUGCCACGAAUCAAGGUACAUUUCUCGAGCGGCCUGGCUAUUUUGAUAAUCGUUUCUUCAGUAUAUCUCCACGUGAAGCUCUUCAAAUGGAUCCACUUCAGCGAAUGCUUCUCACGACCAGCUGGGAGGCCCUGGAAAUAGCUGGCUACUCUAGAAACUCGACGCUUUCAACACAAAACAGUCGUAUCGCAAUUUAUUUCGGACAGGCUGCAAAUGAUUGGAAUGAUGUUCUCAACAGUGAUGAUAUUGAUAUUUAUUAUGUGCCCUCACUGUCAAGAGCAUUCGGACCGGGUCGUUUGGCAUAUCACCAUAAGUGGGGUGGUGGUACUUAUUCAAUAGAUGCUGCUUGCGCAACAAGUACCACUGCAAUCCAUGUGGCAUGUCAGGCUCUAUGUUCACGCGAGUGUGACAUGGCAUUGGCAGGAGGUGGCUCUUUAUGUGUGUCUCCCAUGACCUUUGCUGGACUCAGUAAAUCCGGGAUGAUUUCUAACCGGGGCGGCUGUCGUACAUAUCAUGAUGAUGCCGAUGGAUAUGCUCGAGGGGAGGGUGUUGGUGUUGUUGUGCUCAAACGCCUGGAAGACGCUACGGCUGAGAACGACAAUAUUCUUGGGGUCAUUCGUGGCCAUGCUAGAACAUACACCACUACAUCAUCUUCCAUUACACAUCCAAGUGCAGAAGCUCAAGCUCAUCUUUACAAAGAAAUUUUACGACAAACAGCGAUGGACCCAAAUGAAAUCGCCUAUGUCGAGAUGCAUGGAACAGGUACUCAAGCCGGGGAUCUGGAGGAGAUGAAAUCUGUUAUACAAGUUCUUGGGCAGCAUAGAACGAAGCAAAAUAUUUUGACCGUCGGAGCCGUCAAAGCUAACGUUGGUCAUGGAGAGGGUGCCGCUGGGGUCACUGCAUUGAUCAAAGUUCUCAUGAUGAUCAAAGAAAGAAAGAUUCCUCCCCAACCAGGAAUACCUUUCAAAAUUAAUCGACACUUCCCGGAUCUUGACGCACUUCACAUACGGAUCGCAGGAUUUGGAGGAAAUGACAACAUUUUAAGGCCAAGUCCAGUGUCAAGAAAUGGAAAGAUCACGUGUUUGCUGAGCAGCUUUGAUGCUUCUGGCGGCAACACAGCGUUAAUUAUCGAGGAAGGGCCCGGUUACUCUGUAAAAACAGAGCAUCCGGUAAAAUUCCAUGUCGUUACUUUGUCUGCGAAAAGCGGACUCUCAUUACAACGGAAUCAGCAGAGGCUGUUGGAUUUUCUAACAAGACACCCAGAGACAGCCCUAGCAGAUUUAUCGUACACGACAACUGCUCGAAGAAUUCACCAUCCACUUCGUGCAGCAUACACGGGUCAUUCAACCAGAGAAAUACUCACCAGUCUCCGCGAAGACUUAAGCAGGGACACAAAACUCAGUUCAAAGAAGUUCAAAUCACCUAACGUAAUUUUUGCGUUCACUGGACAAGGUUCUCAGUAUGCCGGCAUGGGAAGAUAUCUUUUCAAUCACUGCAUUGCUUAUCGAAAGAUGCUUCAGACUUUCCAAGAAAUGUCCGUGCAUCAAGGUCUUCCCCAAUUCCUUCAUCUGCUCUCAGACACAAGGGCAAACAUCACUGAAUCAUCCAUUGUUUCUGUUCAAAUUGCGAUCGUAGCCCUCGAAAUUGCCACUGCAAAGUUGCUCAAGUCCUGGGGUAUUUAUCCGCAAAUAGUCAUCGGUCACAGCCUCGGGGAGUACUCGGCCUUAUGCGUUGCUGGAGUUUUAUCUGUUAGCGAUACAUUGUACUUGGUCGGACGACGAGCACGAAUGAUGGAAGAGCGACUAGUUUCCGGGGAAUAUGGGAUGCUUGCUGUCGCCAAAGGUGUGGAGGCUGUCAUGCAGUUGCUUAACAUCGAGAGGAACUCCUUAUUGAGAACUCAAAUUGCCUGCGUUAACACGCCAAACUCAACAGUUGUUAGCGGUCCACUUAUUGAGGUCCAGCAUUUGAAAGAUCUUUUGGAGCAGAAAGGAUCGAAGUCAACGUUUUUGCGCACACCGUAUGGCUUUCAUUCUGGUCAAAUGAGCACAAUUCUUGAGGAAUACGAGGUUGUCACGAAGUCCGUUACUUUUUGCGCUCCAGUCCUACCGAUAGCUUCCACCCUCUUUGGCAGGAUUGUUCAAGCUGGCGAACAACAGAUUUUCAACUCCAAUUAUCUCAUCCGGCAAACCCGAGACAGUGUAAAUUUUAUCAGCGCGGUGCAUGCCAUUCAAACCUAUAUUCAAACGGAAGCAGCAUGGAUCGAUAUUGGACCAGAACCUAUUGCUGUGAAUUUGGCUCGCAAUAUCUUGACAAGCAAUUCAAACCACUUCCUCUACACAAUGAAACAAAACGAAGAUAAUUGGGAAUCAAUCUCCAACACACUCGCUUCACUUUAUCGUCUUGGAGUGCAUAUCAAUUGGCCAUGUUUUCACAGGCCAUUCUUGGGCUCACUCUCGCUCGUCAAGAUUCCCACGUAUGCCUUUGACGAGAAGCAAUACUGGAAGCAGUAUGCUGAGCGCUAUCAUUCAGGCCAAACAAUUUCGUCGGAGGACGAAAAUGUCCUGAAAAGAAAAUCCAGACAAUGCACGGCCCCUCCGUUCAGAACAACAAGCUUGCAUAAUGUGGAGGACGAAAUAGUUAAUGAACAAUCUAUAAGCGUCACCUUCACAUCACACACAUCAGAGAAAGAUCUAAAUGAAGCGAUUCAAGGCCAUGUGGUAAACGGAGUAGCGAUCAUGUCAAUGAGUAUCUUCUGCGACAUGGCUAAAUCUGCCACAUACUAUGCAUACAAAAAGGUUCACCCAGAUCGUGAAGUACCAAUCAUGAACAUUCAUGAACUAAAGAUGACGAACGCUUUGGUCUUGCUUAAUUCAAAUUCUCAGCAAAUCGUCAAGACAACAGUUACAUAUUCCGGAGAGUCCGCACAUGUUAGCUUCUCAUCGACGGCGAAGGGUGCUCGAAGUCAGGAUCAUGGCAACCUGAGAAUAUCAUUUCAAGACUUUAAUACUUGGCCUCUUCAGCAAAAGCAGAUGCAAUUUCUCGUUGAUGCAAGACUAGAGCAUUUAAAGGAGAUGUCAAACAAGGGGUCAGCACACCGACUGAUGAAACCAGUGAUCUAUAAGUUGUUCGGCAACCUAGUCAACUAUAGCACAAGCUACAGAGCUUUGGAAGAAGUUUGGAUGGACAAUGAAUGCCGAGAUGCUGCUGGGAUCAUCAAAUUAGCAGAUGUUCCGGGCACAGGAAAAUUCUUAUACAACCCGUUUUGGUCCGAUGGCGCCAUCCACAUUGCAGGAUUCCUUCUGAACAGCGGUUUGAAAUACGAUGAAAAUACAGCCUUCCUCUGUAUUGGACUGGAGAGCUGGGCCCUAGCGGAGGAGCUGCGCUCAAACGAGUUGUACACCACGUAUACUGUUAUGCAAGACGGAGGGGUACCUAACAUGAUCACUGGAUCUGUUUUCGUUUAUGACAGUAAACAGAAGCUCGUCCAGAUUGCAACAGGGAUUCAGUUUCAAAAGAUGAACCGGACUACUCUCGAUGCUCUUCUGAAACUUCAUUCAUCACCAGGCCAACCGCUAGUCACUGUUGAUUCGAGGACAACAAUGCAACCAGAGAAGUUGGAGAACAAAAUACGUCUUGAUGCUCUUAUGCCCAUACCUUCACAGCACGGUUCACAGUGGGAUGUGGCACACAAAGACAGUGGAUAUGCCACACCGGACAGCCAGAAUAGAUCCAGCCUCAUGAAGACGUUCAUUGAGAUCGUCUCUUCUGAAUGUGGAUGCCGUGAAUCAGAUCUCGAACCAGGGACUCUCUUUUCCGAUAUUGGUGUGGACUCGUUAAUGGCAAUCACCAUUAUUGCGGCUUUUCGAAAACAGACAGCCAUCGAACUUCCUAUCACAUUCUUCAUUGAAAACAAAACAAUAUCAGAAGCAAGUAGAGUUCUUUCUGGUCAAUCCACAGACUCUUUUCCACAACCCCCAUCAGAAACUCAACAAAGUGGGCUCACCUCUAACAUAAACUUGGCUUCGACUGUUACUGUCACAAACGUGGUUAAAAAUGAUAUUUACAGAGACUCUAUCGAGGCAGGAGUACCGAUGCAAUCUCUGGAAGUUUUCAACACAAUCCCGCAACCCAAUGAAGUCAAGGUGGAAACCAAACAGGUUGUCAAGCAAAGUCAAGUUCUUCUACUGCACGGCAGUCCUUCUUCCUCUGGGCCUAAACUAUUUCUGCUUCCGGAUGGAACUGGCUCCCCAAGCUGCUACAUCGGUUUACCAUCUAUCAGCCCUUCUAUAAAUGUCUACGCUGUUAAAUCUCCUUACGUUCGCUGUCCAGCGGAGUUUACUUGUGAUGUGCGAUUUAUUUGCGAGUCCUUUCUCUCCGCGAUUCGAUCAGUGCAGCCAAAUGGACCAUACCUUCUUGGUGGCUUUUCUUUUGGUGCACUUUAUGCAUAUGAGCUCACGAGAAUCCUCAUUGAGCAGGGAGAAGUUAUCGAUUGUCUAUUUAUUCUUGACAUGGCUGUGCCAACUACGAUCAAGACUCCUUCGGUUACAGGGCAACUUGUUGCGGAAGCUGGACUUUUACCACCCACUGGGGUUACAUCAGCGGCCCAAAAGGAGCAUAUUGUGAAUACAGUCCGGGCAAUGGUGGCGUACAGACCCACACCUUAUAUUUCUGCUUCGAAACUGAAGAAAACGAUAUUAAUAUCUUCCGAGGAGCCACUUGCUGCUGGAAAAAAUUUUGAAUUGUCAACUUGGGCUAGGGGAAGCGAUUCAACAUAUCGAGGUUGGGAAAAUCUGAUACAAGGAAGCAUCGAGUGUAAAGUUGUGAGCACAACUCAUUUUGGCCUCUUAAAAUAUCCAAAUAUCAAUACUUUGAGAGAUAUAUGGGUAGAGACAUUAACUUCUAUGUAA
Messenger RNA from Verruconis gallopava, 6168 nucleotides. RefSeq lists its product as uncharacterized. The record is from RefSeq and is a predicted model, not a curated record. Lineage: Eukaryota; Fungi; Ascomycota; Dothideomycetes; Venturiales; Sympoventuriaceae. Bases 1 to 6168 code for a protein of 2055 amino acids. Gene Ontology annotation, molecular function: phosphopantetheine binding; fatty acid synthase activity; 3-oxoacyl-[acyl-carrier-protein] synthase activity. Gene Ontology annotation, biological process: fatty acid biosynthetic process; secondary metabolite biosynthetic process. The transcript has 5 exons.